UGUGAGUUUGUAAAAACAGAUUAGAAGAGGAAAUUGAAAAAGAAAGAAAGAAAAAGAAUGGGUCUGAAAUCAAAUUUGUUAGUUCUGGUGAUGGUUUUUGGUGCUUUGGGAUCAGCUCCAUUAAUGGCGGAAGCUCAGUUUAAUAUUAUCGGGAGUCUCCUUAAACUUAUCAACAUCCAAGGAACUGUCUUUUGCACUGCCGAUGGCAACAUUGGCACCAACGCCACUUCCACCCCUGUUUUCCCGAACGCACUAGUGCAAUUGCAAUGUGGAAAUGGAAACAUUGUAUCAACUACAACAACAAACAAUGGGGGAAUCUUUUCGAUGUUUUUGAAUCCUGUACAAUUUGUUCUUUCCUCACUCUUAAGCAAUUGCAACCUCGUAGUGAAGACUCCAAUAUCCGAUUGUAAUGCAACGUUACCAUCUACUGGAUUUCUAACGUCCUCACUGCAAUUCCUUGGAAGUUUUGUGCAAGAUGGCCUCAUGCAGAUCAUGAAAGUAGCCCCCAACCCAUUCACAUUCAUUCCAUCUCCUUAAAAUGCAAGCUAUGGGCUAAAUAUAUUCACCAAAGGGAGAAAGGAAUAACAAGAAAGUAUAGUACUUAUUUGAAUUUUUAGUACUUGUAAUGUAUGAGUUCUCUUUCAAAAUUGAUUGAGUACUUAUGUUGUUUGUUGUCGUGUUUAUGCAUGUUUGUUUUCGUUCAUUCCAAAAAUAAAAGAUCGUGUGCUUGUUGUUCUUAUAGUUAUUUCAAGGACGUGAAGUCAAGGUAAAACUGUUGUAAUUUAAAAGAUACAUACAAUAUUUAUAUAUAUUGUUUGUUUGUGUGUGAA
This is a messenger RNA of Cucumis sativus (cucumber), 830 nucleotides long. Its product is annotated as phylloplanin. NCBI's taxonomy places the organism in Eukaryota, Viridiplantae, Streptophyta, Magnoliopsida, Cucurbitales, Cucurbitaceae. The coding region runs from base 58 to 537 and encodes 159 amino acids. The record is from RefSeq and is a predicted model, not a curated record. The transcript is spliced from 2 exons.